Messenger RNA from Ctenopharyngodon idella (grass carp), 2627 nucleotides. It is a transcript of the gene nsun3, whose product is annotated as NOP2/Sun RNA methyltransferase 3. Lineage: Eukaryota; Metazoa; Chordata; Actinopteri; Cypriniformes; Xenocyprididae. Gene Ontology annotation, biological process: rRNA methylation. Gene Ontology annotation, molecular function: methyltransferase activity. The record is from RefSeq and is a predicted model, not a curated record. Bases 68 to 1201 code for a protein of 377 amino acids. The transcript has 6 exons. Gene Ontology annotation, cellular component: mitochondrial large ribosomal subunit.
AUCAUAAUCCACGUUUCUGGGGGAAUACAUUAAGAAGACGGACAAUAAAUACGGUAUACCAAUAUCAAUGUUUUCUUCAAAAUUAUGCUGUAUUAAGGGAUUUUCAAGCAGUCCUCUUCUCGCUCUGAAGUCUUUUACGUGUGUUCUGAUCGACUCGUCUCAUGGUCAAUGCACAGUCACUAACACGCUUGCAGCACAGUGUAAAUCUAAACCUCAGAGGCAAGUUUGUAAGACUGUACUGAAGCAUUUUGAUGCACAGUACAGUGAAGAGCUUGGAGAGCAGUGGUGUAGUGCAAGGGAUGUGCUUCUGAAUCCACUCUCAUGGCAAUACGGUGUCCUGCUUAAUCGCUUCAGUGACCUUACAAACCUCAAGCAGUGUUUCACAGCACUUGGAUACACAAACCUCCUUCCACAGACACAUCCUGAAUCCCAGUCCCAUACGACACACAUCCCCCUGCAGUGUUUUAUUCAUCGGGAUCCAGUGCGUAUUCCCACCCAAGGCCACCACCCAGGCUGGUUAAAACAGUAUUACCUCCUGAAUGCAGCCUCUCUUCUCCCAGUACUGACUUUGAAUGUGAAGGAAGGAGAAAAUGUGCUUGAUCUCUGUGCUGCUCCUGGGGGGAAAAGUCUGGCCAUAUUACAGGCAGCCACUCCUGGUCUCUUGCACAGUAAUGAGCUGGAUAAGCACAGAUAUGAUUGGCUACUGAAGACUUUUGAAUCAUAUUUUCCUCCUACACUACGACAUCUACUUUCAGUGACUCACCUGGAUGGCCGGAGCAUUGGCAGCGUGCGGCCAGGGGCUUACGACAAGGUGCUUGUAGAUGCCCCGUGCUCUAAUGACCGGAGUUGGCUUUAUACCCCUGAUACCCACCAAGGGGAAAUGUGGCUGAAGGAGAGAACUCAACUACCACUCUUACAGAAGGAGCUGCUCUGUUCGGCACUAGCAGCAGUGCGUCCUGGAGGAGUGGUUGUCUACUCCACUUGCACCAUGUCACGAGCCGAGAACCAAUCAGUUGUAGAGGCUGUCCUUGCGUCUUAUCAAGGAGUGGAGCUUCUGGACCUGGAUCAACAGUUAAUUGACUCUUUGUCUGAUCAUUUCUACUUUGCUCACCUCCGUCCUUCAGUGGGACAGUUAGUGAUCCCGCAAAAAGGUAAAACUUGGGGACCUAUGUAUGUUUCUCGAUUACGGAGAAUAUAUUAAAAACUGACAUUGUGCCAUGGUGCAGCGGUAGUAUUUUUAACACAUCAGAGCUGGGGUGCUCACAGGUUUGAAUCCUGACUGUCUAUCCUCCUAACCCUCUUCACUAAACUAUCAGAUAAAGAAGCAAUAAAUAAAUAAAUAAAUAAUAUUGUUGGAGAAUAGUUUAAUUUUAUUUGUAUUAUUAUUUAAUAUUUUCCACAUUUCAAAACGCAAACAGCAAUAAUGUGAAAUUAUAUAUAUAUAUAUAUAUAUAUAUAUAUAUAUAUAUAUAUAUAUAUAUAUAUAUAUAUAUAUAUAUAUAUAUAUAACUUUUGUAUUUUAUUAUAUUUUAAAGCGAUUUAUUUCUGUGAUGGAAGCUGAAUUUUCAGCAGCCAUUACUACAGUCUUCAGUGUCACAUGAUCCUUCAGAAAUCAUUCUAAUUUCCUAACAAUGUUGGAAACAGUUGUGCUGCUUGAUAUGGAAGCUAUGAUACUUUUCCUUUUAGGAUUCACUUUCAAAUGAAAAUUACCCCAAGCUUUACUCACCCUCAAGCCAUCCUAGGUGUAUAUGACUUUCUUCUUUCUGAUGAACACAAUCAGAGAAAUAUUAAUAAAUAUCCUGACGCAUCCGAGCUUUUUAAUGGCAUUGAGUGAGGAUCAACGAGUAUGAGCUGAAGAAAGUGCUUCCAUCCACAUCCAUCCAUCAUAAACAUAUUCCACACGGCUCCGGGGGGUUAAUAAAGGCCUUCUGAAGCGAAGUGAUGUGUUUGUGUAAAAAAAAAUUAUCCAUAUUUUUAACAAGUUAUGAAGUAAAAUAUCUAGCUUCCACCAAAUUAUGAAAAAAACGAAACUGGCAUCAAGUCAGUUAAGCUUUUUCCGUAAGUUGAAUAGGGAAGGCGUAGGACGUAGCGUAAGCUUUUUAAACUGCGAGAGUUUUACACUUCGUAAGUUGAAUAUGGAAGGCGAUCUGGCGAAGCUAGAUAUUUUACUUUAUAACUUGUUAAAUAUCUUUUUUUUUUUUUUUUUUUUUUUUUUACACAAACGCAUCGCUUCACUUCAGAAGGCCUUUAUUAACCCCCCGGAGCUGUGUGGAAUAUGUUUAUGAUGGAUGGAUGUGGAUGGAGACACUUUCUUCAGCUCAUACUUGUUUGGUAACGCUGGAUAACAUCAGGAUAUUUAUUAAUAUUUUUCCGCUUGUUUUCAUCAGAAGGAAGAAAGUCAUAUACACCUAGGAUGGCUUGAGGGUGAGUAAAGCCUGGGGUAAUUUUCAUUUGAAAGUGAACUAAUCCUUUAAUGAAUAUAAUAUAUAUUUCUGAAUAUGAAUAUAAUAUAUUUCAAAUCAUUUAUUUGAAAUAGAAAUUGUUUCCAACAAUGUAAAAGUCUUUGCUGAUGCUUUUGAUCAAUUUAAUGGAUCCUUGCAGAAUAAAAGUAUUUCUUUCCAAAAAAA